Molecule: messenger RNA, 1041 nt
Organism: Trypanosoma cruzi
Lineage: Eukaryota; Euglenozoa; Kinetoplastea; Trypanosomatida; Trypanosomatidae
Exons: 1
Coding region: 1-1041 (346 amino acids)
Source: RefSeq, a predicted model, not a curated record
AUGGCGCAGCAAGGAGGUAACAUUAGGCGUGGAGGCUCUCGUAGUAACGUACAUCCUGCCUAUGGGGCAAUGGGGCAAACGGAGAAGUUUACUAGGGAUGACUCCACGGAGACUUUUGAAGGAUGCAAUAUCCAAGUGCAGGUUAGGACUCGUGAGAACGGUCGACGUUCUCCUCUUGUAGCAACGCCUAAUCACCUAUCGCAAAAGUCCUCUGCAGUGCCACUGAAUUCAUACGGCAGCGAAGAGAAUAGCCCUCCUAUUGCUACUCCCAUUGCAUUUCGAGGGCCCCAGGAAUUUCCUGCUGUGUUCAAUCCACAGGCUCUACUGCAAGAGCCACUACCAUCUACAGUUGUUCAUCGUGGACUUUAUGGUAAGUGUCGUUUCAUUUUGUUCCCUUUGCUUUCGGUGUUUGAAUUUGUACCACCCCCACCAGCGGGGAAGAGUUUUCCCCUCUUUGUUGGCCAAGUGCGUUUUGAGACAACGCCUGCAGAGCUGAUUUGGCUUUUUCGUCGUACAUCUGGCGCAUGCGCCAUUACCGUUGAAGGGCGAGGAAAUGGUUGCUUUAUUGUACACUUACAAAGUGAGUCCGAACGGUCUUUGGUGCGUCAAUUGCACAGACGCGUUUUAUUUGACAUUGGCGGAGUAUGGUUUGCCCGAUCUUCUGAGGAAGUCGAUAGCCUUUGUGAAUAUGUGGCGCUUAAUGGGCCGUAUCUCUCCAAACAGGCAAAGCUGCCGCGUGACUCGAUGGUCGUUGAGGACAUCAAAGUGGACUUGAAAGAUAUGGCAUUUUGUCAUCCCUGUCACUACUCUCAGGAGGCAGUGGCCCAGUCGUUUUGGAGCGGUAGUGGUGUUGCGUGGGAUCCUUCAAAUAGCCGAAGAGAGACACCCACAAAAACGCCAUACUGCUCGCCGCCGACAUCCCCACUGGCGGCGUCAUUAAAAAUGCCGUACUCAAACAUGAGACCACAAGAUGUUUAUCAGACAUGCACCCCACCGAACUCGUUAAGAAGGGGCAUUGAGGGCGCUCGUACGGAGCUGUGA